CUGGCUUUCACUUUUCCCAGGCACGGCUCUCCCAGAGUCAUGACAGACCGAAAGAACAGGAGGGGAUUGCGACUUGCGAGGGGGCACUAGCUCUUCAGCUCUCCACUUUCUUUGGCCACUGUUUUUCCCUUCGCUCUCACCCGCUGCCAUAGCUCAUGCCUAUAAUAGCUCCUCCCUCCCCUCGACUCCCCGCCCCUCGUAUACUCCCGUCUCCGUACUUGCCAGCACAGCACCGUUCCCACUCACAGCCCCACAAUGUCAAAGUACCCCCAGCCUCACCACUCCCCGUAUCACUCCUCCAGUUCCCUCCCUCAGCAGACAUCCCAACAGCAGCCGUCUGUCCAGUAUUUAUACGACCCGUCACAACCCUAUACCUCCGCCAUCCCCUCGCCACAGCUCAACAGCAAUCUAUCCAGACCCCCAAACUCUGGCCCGGCCAGUACCGCCCCUUCUUCUUCACCCAGAUUUCAGCCAUAUUCGCGCCCGCAACCACAGCGAUCGACCUCGUCCAACUCUACCCAAUCGGUGCAGCAGAAUAACAAUAUGGGUAUGCCGCCUCCUAGUCUCCCGCCGUCAAAUUCCAUACGCCCUCCUACUCAAAUAUCGCCAUCUCAUCAACCGUCGCCGCUUCACCAGUCUGCGUUAUCCUUUCUUCCCCCUCAAGAACUCUCAAGAGGCUACAGUGAAUCGACGCACAGUCCUAACCAUCUUUCUAAUCCACUAUACAACACUGGUUACGACGAGAUAAUGUACAGCAACACGGGUGUGCAGCAACCGUACCUGCCUGUUUUACCAGAUACGGGAAACCACGAGCCUUGGGACAGACCUCUGAACGAUCAAAGAGUUGGACCAGACGAAUACUCCCAGGCACUGGCCAUUUACACUCAUAUCUAUGAUUCUGUCCCCUACUUUGUCCCCAACACUCAACCUGCCCCUCAUAUACCUGAAAACCACAACCACACGACCACAUACGAAUCAGUUGUUCUUCUUGCCAAUGAAGGGCACCAGAUCCUCACAGGGCAAGUGGACUCCCAUCAACGUCACACCCUCACGUCCUCGACGGGAGUUGGUGUCACAUCAUUGCCCACAGGAAUGGGCGGUGCUGCUCAAGUCCAUACGGGACCUAGUCCGGGACCUGGUGCAGCGUCCACGAAUCAUGCCAACGCAAAUCCGAACAAUAUCAACCACGGGAACAACAUCAGUAUCGGGAACGGGAAGCAGGGAAGCAGUGGUACCGCGAGCGGUGCUGGUACGCUGUCAGGAAGCACGAUGACGGCGGGAAGGAAGAGGGGGAAUUCGGGCGACAAGAAGAACGGGCCUCCACCGACGUGUUUGGGCUGUGGCGCGACAGAGACACCAGAGUGGCGAAGAGGGCCGAUGGGUCCGAGAACAUUGUGUAAUGCCUGUGGGUUGGUACACAUGAAGUUGCAGAGAAAGAAGAAGAAGGCAGAGGAGAAAGCGAGAUUGGAGGCAGAGAAGGAGAAGGAAGCGGCGACGGCGGCGUUAGGCAUGGUGGGAGGGGGCUUUGGCAGUGGCUUAGCAAGUGCUUUACCAAGCGCUUUCCUUCCUUAGCCGGAAUAGCAAAAAAAACAGCUUGGUGCGCCAAGAUGAACAUUACGAAAAACGCCAAAGAAAGAUCUACCGUUGUGAGCAUGUUGAAAAAGAAAAUGGACCUGGCAAAUCCAAGUAGAGAUUUUUGUUGUACAUUGUUAAGGUCGUGAAUAUCCUUGUAAAAAUCAGUAGUAUGUUUAUUGCUUAGACUGGUGGAGGGAGAGGCUGGAGCUGAAAGGGAAUCAAUCACCUUUUUUUGUGCUCAUAUGUCGACUUUUGGGUAAUAUAGUUACAUCCACAUAGCAAAAGUAGGUACGCAUAUGAACCCUUUGUGAAGCC
Messenger RNA from Cryptococcus deneoformans JEC21, 1890 nucleotides. RefSeq lists its product as hypothetical. The record is from RefSeq and is a predicted model, not a curated record. The coding region runs from base 256 to 1572 and encodes 438 amino acids. Gene Ontology annotation, biological process: regulation of DNA-templated transcription. Lineage: Eukaryota; Fungi; Basidiomycota; Tremellomycetes; Tremellales; Cryptococcaceae. The transcript is spliced from 3 exons. Gene Ontology annotation, molecular function: sequence-specific DNA binding; zinc ion binding.